Molecule: messenger RNA, 1272 nt
Organism: Naegleria fowleri
Lineage: Eukaryota; Heterolobosea; Eutetramitea; Acrasida; Naegleriidae
Exons: 2
Coding region: 1-1272 (423 amino acids)
Biological process (GO): peptidyl-serine dephosphorylation
Cellular component (GO): FAR/SIP/STRIPAK complex
Molecular function (GO): protein serine/threonine phosphatase activity
Source: RefSeq, a predicted model, not a curated record
AUGUCUAUGAAUUCCAGCUUUGUAGGAACACCUACAAAAAAGAAGAGCAAAAAAGGACAAAACAUUCCUCCUGAAGAUCCCGAAAGUAUAAAACUUUUCAAUGAAUUAACAAAGAAUUCAAAAAAGGCUGAUUCUAUACGUAUUGUGAGCCGCGUGAAUACAUUGUACUCUUCUCCUUUUGCUUCAGCAAGAUCACAGACAAAAAACACCAAUAGUGAUGCUUUUGUUGAUUUAAUUCCUAAAUUGUCAACUUGUGGUGAUUUUCUCAACAGCUGUAUCGAAAGAUUGGAGAAGGGAAUACCUCUUAGAGAGCUCGAAAUUAAACAAUUAUGUAUUCGAGCGCAGGACGUAUUAAUGAAUGAGAGCAAUAUUGUGAAAGUGACAUCUCCUGUUACUGUAGUCGGUGACAUUCAUGGCCAAUUUUGGGAUGUUAUUGAAAUGUUUAAGAUUGGAGGACCAAUACCAAAUACUAAUUAUUUAUUUUUAGGAGAUUAUGUGGAUCGAGGAAAACACAGUGUUCUUACGAUGAGCCUUUUAAUUUGCUACAAAUUGAAAUGGCCUCAAAGGAUUACGCUACUGAGAGGAAAUCAUGAAACACGAGGAAUAUCAAGAACUUAUGGAUUCUACAAGGAAUGUAUUGAAUAUUAUGGAAGUCCUAAUACUUGGAAAUAUUUUACUGAUCUUUUCGACUAUUUAACAGUUGCGGCUUUAAUUGACGAAAAGAUAUUUUGUGUACAUGGUGGACUAUCGCCUGCUAUUACUUCACUGGAUCAAAUACGAGUAUUAGAUAGAUUUGGAGAGCCUGGUAUGGAGGGACCACUCGUAGAUCUUCUUUGGUCAGAUCCAGAUCCAGAUAGAGAUGGCUUUGGAUCUAAUCAUUCUCGAGGAGCUGGUUAUUUAUUUGGAGGAGAUAUUGUGAAAAAGUUUCUACAUUUUAAUGGAGCCAUUCACAUGUGUCGAGCACAUCAACUGUGUGACGCUGGAUAUAGAUUGCUUUUUGACGACCAACUUAGUACGGUUUGGAGCGCACCAAAUUAUUGCUACAGGUGUGGAAACAAGGCAUCUGUUCUGGAAGUCGAUCAAGAGUUGAAUAUGUUUUUCAAUAUAUUUGAGGAUGCACCUGAGGAGGCAAGAGAAAACUGUGUAGAUAAAAGUUUACAUGGAAGCGUCAUGAAGAUGAUAAAACCCAAAAUGAGUGAUUUUCAAGCAAUGACAACAAUUAAUGGAAGUGACGAGGUGACAGGAUUUGAUAUUUCACAAUAUUUCCUUUAA